Sipha flava (yellow sugarcane aphid) is the source of this 735-nucleotide messenger RNA. RefSeq lists its product as uncharacterized. NCBI's taxonomy places the organism in Eukaryota, Metazoa, Arthropoda, Insecta, Hemiptera, Aphididae. The record is from RefSeq and is a predicted model, not a curated record. The coding region runs from base 145 to 651 and encodes 168 amino acids. Gene Ontology annotation, molecular function: odorant binding. The transcript has 6 exons. Gene Ontology annotation, biological process: sensory perception of smell.
UUCACUAUUAUACCGUUAACUUACCAUUGUUCUCUGAAUGAAUUUUUUAUUCUUCGAAUUAUUUCAUUGCAGUAUGAUUCAGUAAUUUCAAAUGACUAAACAGUAACUUAAUACAUGGGACUGUAAACGAUCGCAAAUCAGUGUAUGCUCUUUUAUUUAUUUAUUCAUACUACCAAAUGCAAUUUUAUGAAUUUGGGUCAAAAAAUGACGAAAAGAAAUCAGCCUAAAUUCAAUAGAUAUUUUGCAAAUAUUUCUCGAGAAUGUUUUCAAGAAAAUCGUGUCACUCCAGAAAGAGUGUUGGGCGUCUAUUCUUUAAAUUACAACGAUCGAGAAGCAAAAUGUUAUGUAGCUUGCAUGUUGCACCGUUUUAAUGUGACCAACCGAAAUGGUAGUUAUAACGAGAAAGAAUUAGAAUUGUUAAUGGUUAAACCUAAUUCUAAAGAAACACCGAUUAAUAUGAAAAGAGCCAUAGAAAUUUGCGAGAAGGAAGAUGACAAAGAUCGUUGCGAAAGAGCGGUUAAAUUUACGAAGUGUAUUUACGCCCAUAAGAACGAAUUCAGUUACAGCAAUAAUACUUCUACAGCAAAUCGGUACCGGCCAACAGUGCCAUUCGGUUUCGGAGGACGUCGCACACCCUCGCCAAGGGCAUAGACCAUUGUGUUGAAUAUAAUUUAAUAAACACUUACAAUUUAUCAUUGUUUGUGACAAUAUUAUAAAGUUUAUCAAUGCGGUGUA